AUGCUUGAAAAUCACAAUGCUCGGAUGAUAAAUGCUGCUCAAAAGGUCAUCAAGGAGAAUAAUAAGACCAAAAAACCUGUAAAAUACAAGGAAGAUUUUUCUUUUUGGCAAUGGUUCAAGGAUCGAUGCAUUUUUUACUGCGAAAUUACGGCUCUUCAUGGCUACAACCAUCUCGUUCGAAAGGAUUUUGCGUUAUGGGAGAAAAUUAUGUGGGUCAUCAUGUGCAUAAUUGCAAUGAUAGUUGCUCUGGUGCUCCUAUAUUUGUCUCUUUACUGGAAUAGUGCGACUCCCACGACGACGGUAAUUGAAAGCACGCACUUUGCCACAUGGAAUAUCCCGUUUCCCGCUGUCACAAUUUGCAGCGUCAACAAAAUCACUUUGAGUGCAUUGCAGCAAAAAGAAGCUGAAAUUCUCUUGCCGGGCGGCAUCGAGCUCGAAGACUUGCAACACAUGCUGCGGGUUUUGCUGCUGAACGACUACAAAGCUGAAAAUAUCGAGACACUCGGAAUGCUGAAUUACAUCUUGAAAUCGAACAACAUGACGGCAUAUCAGAUGAUGUGGGAUUUAACGGCACCGUGUCGACGCAUGAUUCAAAAGUGCAUGUGGAAAGGCGUUCAAAUUAGGUGCGAUGCGAUUUUUCAGCGAGUUAUGACGAUGAACAAUAUCGGCUGUUGCAGUUUCAACUUUUUCGGAUUGAAAGAAACGAAUUACCAGGCAAAAGCAGCAAAUCAGGUGACAGAACCGCGACGUGUUUCAGCGUGUGGCUUCCAAACUGGCUUGUCCGUCAUCUUAAAUCCGCUUAUUGACACUUAUGCAGCUGCGGCAAUUAGCACCUACGGCUUUCGAGUACUUACCCACGAAGCCUACAGCUUGGCUGACAACAAUGCUGAGACGAAAGUGGUUCAAGCGGGACUCGAAGCUUAUAUCAGUGUAAUGCCAGAAUCGACUUACAGCACGCCAGAAGUGAAAGAAAAGGAUUUGGAAGUAAGAAAUUGUUUCAGAGAGGGCGAAGUUAAGCUUGAAACAAUGACAAAGUACACUUAUGUGAAUUGCUUGGCGGAGUGUCGGCAACAAAUUGUGUACCGAACAUGCGGUUGCUUGCCCUUUUCGUAUCCCAAUAACGGAUCGAUCCCCUAUUGUGCCGUCAACCAAAUGAAUUGCAUCAAAGAUAUUUCGCAUAUUUAUUCUGUCGCUGAACCGGAGACGAAUUUCACGUUGCCAGGUAUUCGGCAAACGACAAACAAAAAAGCCUGCGGAUGCAUGCCGGAAUGUGAUUUUUACAAUUAUUUGACGGAAGUGUCGACGGGAGUUUUUAAUCGGGAGAAUGCAUUUUCGUCGGAAAGUUUCUUGUAA
Messenger RNA from Culicoides brevitarsis, 1353 nucleotides. Its product is annotated as pickpocket protein 11-like. The record is from RefSeq and is a predicted model, not a curated record. Gene Ontology annotation, cellular component: plasma membrane. Gene Ontology annotation, molecular function: ligand-gated sodium channel activity. Gene Ontology annotation, biological process: sodium ion transmembrane transport. NCBI's taxonomy places the organism in Eukaryota, Metazoa, Arthropoda, Insecta, Diptera, Ceratopogonidae. The transcript is spliced from 2 exons. The coding region runs from base 1 to 1353 and encodes 450 amino acids.